Messenger RNA from Amoebophrya sp. A120, 1254 nucleotides. Lineage: Eukaryota; Dinophyceae; Syndiniales; Amoebophryaceae. The record is from the annotation of a GenBank genome assembly.
CACCAAGUCCAAGUCGCAAAAAUGUAAACGCGUUUUCAGUGCCUUUGCUUAUAGUCUGGUAACCAAAGCGUGCGCAAGCGCUCAUCCAUCGCAAACGCAGCGCGAAGGCUUUGCCGUUGCCAUAUGGGAGGAACUCGGGGGUAUGCAAUCACUGGAAAAAUCGGGCAUUAUCAAGUGUGUUUUGCCUUCAGAAAGCGGAUCGGGCAGAAUUUGUGGGAAUUUUCCCGAAAGCAACCAAAACAGCAAUUACCAAGUGGGAAAAGGGUAAAAAAUAGCAGUUUUGCAGCUCCGCCCGGUCUGAAUCUGAAAAAAGAUUGUGGCAUUUUCGGCAAGGGCCGGCGGUGUGAUGCGUUUUAUAGCGGAAAAUGCGUCACCUCCGGGCAGCUCCAGCCGCUUGAAAAUUGAAAAAAAGCGCUGAAAAAAUGCAAUUUUUCGCAGCAUACAAGCGGCCGACAAAAUUUACCGAUUUUCUGCAGUCCCCGGAAGCCGCUUGGAAAUAGAAAAUGACAAUUUUUGCUGAAAUAGCAAAAGCCGCUUGGAAAUUGCCGCUCCAAGACGGUUUUUCAAAUUGUCACACGGCCCACACCGUCGAGAUUGGACGAAAAAAAAACAACUACUAAGCCUGCGGAGGUGUGUCACACGGGCACGGUUUUCGUCCUCUCUGAGGGUCGCGAAAUGAGAUCUCCUCCCGCUUAGAAAUGCCCGAUCUGGGUGGCCCAAAAGGGCAGCCGGAAAUGAAGAAAAUUGCAUGACUUUUCAAAAUUUGUGUAUUUUACCUGGCCACAUACCUUCCUGGCCAGGUGGCCAGUUUGUCAUGCAGGGGGCGAGAAAGGAUGCCCCGCUGCGAAAUAGCAAUCCGGAUUUCGCCUUCAAUGCUUAUCGCAGGAGCCUGCGAUAAGCUUUGAAUGCGAAUCCGGAAGCCCCCGAUGGCCCGCGAUAGAUGGCGUUUUUACUUUCCAGCGAUAGUGGGAUUCUAAUUAAAAAGAAAUGGUGGUGGCAGCCGCGCGGCUGGUUAGGCUUUCGCGCUGGUUAGAUUUUCGCGCACGCUUUUGGUUACCAAUAUCGCCCUCCGGGCGCGACCUUCAUAUUAGCUAUUUUCCAAGCUGUAAAAGCCUUUUUGGAAAAUGAAAUGUCGAGAUCAACUCAACUGGACAUAUGAGCUGCAAGGCAAUGAAUUGAACAGAAAAUAAAUGGUACUGGUCUGGAUUGUGCUGCGGCGUGGACGAAUUUUAGAGAGAAUUGCUACGGAUGGGG